AAAAAAUCGCCCAAAAAGAAGAAAAAGGGCAAAACGAAAGCUGGCACCGCUGAAUGCUGAUGCUCCCGAAGCACUGCUUCGCGUCAGAGCUAAAGAACACCUCCAAUCUUGUACCCGAAAAAAAAGACACCUCAGUCUCGCUCUCUCUCUCUCUCUGCUCACAGCACCAAAGAAGAGAGAAGAAAGGAAGGAGGGGGGCGGGGGGGAGAACCCUAAAAUUCUUGGCGGAGCUCUUUCUCUCCCAUGGAGGAGCUGCCGGUCGCCCGCCUCGGCGGCCGCGCCUCCGCCGGCGGCUCCAAGAAGGCCACCAGAGGGGCGGCUGACGCGGCGAAAUUGGCCUACGACGACGUGUUCGGCGGGCCGCCACGGUACGCGGUGCCGUUCGCCACCCGAUUGGACGACUACUCUGAGAUCUUCGGCGGCCUCGCCGGCACCUGCUCCAUCCCUAUGCUCGACCUCCCGCUUGCCAUGGGUGGCCUUGACGAUGCGCCGGUCGACGCCCAGAGGUCCACCUCUGAUUAUGCUGAGAUUUUCAGGGGCUUCGAUGGUGGGGAGUUUGCGGUUCCCUAUCAAGAACUGUUCGCGGAGCCCAAGAAGGAGGAUAUUUUUUCUUCGAAUGAGAGGGAACAAAGAAGAACUGGAUUUGGCCCACAGGUGAAAGAAGUAUCUGAAUUUCCUCCAAAAUAUCAUAAUGGAGAUCGUGUGGGAUGCCCAGAAGAGGAUAAAUUCUCGUCUAACUCUAACCAUGCAGAUGACAUCUCAAAACAGCUCAACAUGUCAUAUAACAAGAUGAGCCGAGGAAACAUAGAGGAUGCAGUAAGUGGGAGAACACAUGUAACUCAACUUCAUGCUGUUCCUGGAUUUACAAUCGUGGUUGAUGGUUGCGACCCCCUGCAGAAUAAUACAAGUGACAAUUCUCUUGACAUGGUAACUGAUAAGAUAGCCAAUCUGGAUCAAGGAAGAAUAGUUCCACCAGCCUCUUCUGGCGACAGUACAAAGAGUACAGGAAGUGACUUGAAAGCAGACCAGAAAUCAUAUGCCACUAAACCGUCUGCCUCACAAAAUGAUCAUGCAAAAGUAAAGCACCAUUCAUGCUCUUCUAGUGAUCACUCAACGUCCACGGAGGAUGUGUCUUCCGUGGAUGCUACAUAUUUAACUAUAUCUGACAUUAGUCUUCGGACAAAACCCCUGCUAAUCCCACCACCAUCAAGGCCACCACCUAAGUUAUUUAAUAAGCAGGGACUUUCUGCAGUAAAGACGUCUGCAAAUUCAAGCACUGAUCUAGAUGAAGUAGAACUAUGUAAACCUAUUUCAAAUCAUCAACCUCGCUAUGUUGUGGUCUCUUCAAAAAGUCAUGCACAUCAGGAGUCUGUGAAGGACCAUUCACCUUCUUUCUUUGAUGUGGAGGUAGAUGCUAGUUCAGCUGCUGCAGCUUCUGCUGUUGCUAUGAAAAAGGCAAUGGAAAUAGCUCAAGCUAGAUUAAAAUGUGCCAAAGAGUCAAUGGAGAGGAAACGUGAUAAUCUUCAAAGCCGCAAGAAGUUGGUUCAGCAUGAAGCUGUAAAAUGUACGGAAAGGAAGGUGGAAAAACCUUCCCAAGAAGUAGAAAGCUUCAGUCAAGUGCAAACUCGGCAAACAGUGGUAAAGGAGGAUCAAAAGAUAAAUGGCAUUGGUUCAGAGGAAAGACAUGUAGUCAAAAGUGCAACCAAGAUAGCUAUGGGUUAUGAAGAGAAGGAAACGCAUGUAGCAUCAGCUGACGAGUAUCAACCGUCAAUGCAAGGGAAUGAUUUUAAAUCUUCUGCAGUGUCCCAAAAGUUGGAAAAUAAUUCUGGAAAGUGGAAAAUGGAUAAAGAAUUCUAUGAGCUGAUACAUGAUGAGAAGAAAGAUAAAAUGGCCAGGGAGACCUCCGAACGAAACAUUAUUGCGAAGAAUACAAAAGAAACCACGAUAAUUAGUGAGUAUAAGGAAAAUAUCAAUAAAGAUGCUGGAUGGGCCUAUCAGUUUACAAGAAUCCGUAAUGUGGGGGAAGAUACUGGAAAUAGUGAAAGGGCAGAAAAUAUUAUGAAAUUGAAUGAUGGUGAUAUAGCUUGCAGGGUGGGGGAAACCAAGUUGGUACUAGGUAUGAUCCCAGAACCUUGUGUGCAUGAAGAAGAAAAAAGUAUGCUUGAAGAGGAUCAGGAUCUUGAGCAAGAUGAAAAUGAGAACCCAGAGGAGGUUCAAGAGGCCAAUGUUCAUGAAGAAGAAGUGAAAAAGCAAGGUACUAGUGAGAAGUCUCUUGCACGUGGAGAGAGUGAAAAGACACCGAAACCUUCAGAUGCUGCUUGUAAGUUUGAGGGGAAUUAUGCCAGUGAAAAUGAAGAAAGAAAGUUAGAUGCUGCUAAAGAGGCUUGUGAAGAUGAAUACAAUGAGAAGAAAUGGAGUACGGCUGACAAAACAUGUGUACCUUUUGAGCAUGAAGACAAUUUGAAUGCGGACUGCAGAACAGGUAUUCAGGAUGAAAUCAAGAAGGAAAUUGAAGCCCCUCAUGGACCAUGCAUGUGGAAAAGAGGGGAGAAAAUGGAAGCAGCUCAGGCAGCUAGUCAGUGUGAAGAUUCUGAAAAGACAAGAAUUAAAGGAAAAGUUGAAUGCUGUCAUGCAGGAAAUGGACAUAGAUCAGAAGACAGCUGUGUGCGACUUGAGCAGGAAGAAAGUAAAGAAGUAAAUGUGACUCAAGUGGCAUGUUUCUCAGCGAAAAAUGAGUUAAAGCAAGGUGCUCCAGAAGCUGAUAGGCUGGAAAGGGAUUUGGAGAAACAUAAAGCAGCAAUAGGGCCUAUGGAACAUAAAACAGCAAUGGGGGCUAUGGGGCAUGAAGAACAAGAGAAGAAAACAGCAUCAGCGGAGGAGGCUUGCUGGCAAGAUUGCAGGGAAAUGAAAGCAUCAGAUGCUCAGCUGGCAUUUGUCCAAAAUGACAAGAAACAAGAGGGACAUCAUGUGCUGCUUCAACUGGAAAAUGAGCAGGCUGUAUUUGAAAGUAGCCAAGUGGAGAGAAGAAGUGAGGAUAUUAAAGAAGUUCAUGUGGCACCUGAUAUUAUGGAAGAAGUUAAAAAAUUGAAUGGAGCUAGAGAGGUCUUCCAGGGGGAUGUAGACACAGUUAUGGAAGAUGUUUGGCAAGCUUCUUUUUUGGCCAGGAAAGUUAACAUACCAAGUUCAGCUCAAGAUGCUAUGGAGAGAAGUGCUUUGGCAUCCAAUGGAGCCGUUGAAAAUGUUCAACAAGCUUCUUUGUUGGCCAAGAAAGGUGAAAUACCUAGUUCAGCUCAAGAUGCAAUGGAGAGUAGUGUUUUUGCAUCUGAUAAAACUGCAAACAAUUUGCGUAAAACAGGAGAAAGGAAAUAUGAAAGCAGAACAGAAAGAGAAACAGAUCAAGUGAAAGAGCAAGCAAGAAUAUUAGAAGAGAAAGAGAGGGAGAGAGAAAGAAAAAAAGACAGAAUUGCUGUUGAAAGAGCUACCCAUGAAGCAUAUGAAAUGGCAUUUGCUGAAGUUCGGGAAAGGGCAGACAGGAUAGCAGUGGGGAGAGUUACUGCUGAAGCUAGACAAAGAGCACUGGCAGAGGCCCGAGAGAAAGCAGAAAAGGCUUUUCUUGAAGCUCAAGAAAGAUCACUACCUGAGAAAGCUUUGAGAGAAGCUAGAUUGAGGGCAGAGCGGGCAACCGCAGAAGCUCCAGAGCAUGCCGUUGAAAGAGCACUUGCUGAAGAGACUGCUUCAGAAGCAAGAGAAUGCAUGGAGAGAUUUAAUGCCACUUCUAGCUACAAGAUGAGGAAAGAUAAUGUUGCAGAGGAUCAUCUCAAGUCCAGAGAUAAGGACAUGCAGGAUGUUGCACAUAGUGCACUUCAGAGUACAAAUUCUUCUAGCACCUUCCAAAGAUACUCAGAUUUUAACAUGCAAGCUGAGGGCGAAUCAAAUUUAAGAUAUAAAGCUAGACUUGAGAGACAUCAACGGACAGUGGAACGUGUGGCAAAGGCUCUUGCAGAAAAGCAUAUGCGCGAUUUUAUUGCACAAAAAGAGCAGGCCGAAAGAAAUAGGUUAGCAGAGUAUUUGGACGUUGAAGUCAAGAGAUGGUCAAAUGGAAAAGAAGGAAAUUUGCGGGCUUUGCUGUCAACACUGCAAUAUAUCCUUGGGCCUGAGAGCGGUUGGCAGCCAAUUCCAUUGACAGAUGUUAUAACAGCUGCUGCUGUAAAGAAAGCUUUCAGGAAGGCUACUCUUUGCGUUCAUCCAGAUAAGUUGCAGCAGAGGGGUGCUAGCAUUCAACAGAAGUACAUUUGUGAGAAGGUUUAUGAUCUCCUGAAGGAAGCUUGGAAUAGAUUCAACUCAGAAGAGCGAUAGUAGAUGGAAUGAAUACUACGGACUUCAGAGUUCAAGCUUUUGUUGAUUGCAGAGUAAGAGGCAAUGUAAUUUUGGAUCCAACAAGUUUGAUAACAUUGCUCAAUUAUGGUCAUUCUUCUGAAUUUGUGUAAAGAUGCAGUUUCGAGAAACAUAUUUUAGAAUGCUAGUCCUGCUCCAAACAGAUAGCCCAAGUGCUUCAAUUGCGAUGAAAUCCAUGGUGCAACCCCCCCACCCCAACAAAAAA
This is a messenger RNA of Elaeis guineensis (African oil palm), 4600 nucleotides long. RefSeq lists its product as uncharacterized. Gene Ontology annotation, molecular function: clathrin binding. The record is from RefSeq and is a predicted model, not a curated record. Gene Ontology annotation, cellular component: cytoplasm; intracellular membrane-bounded organelle; vesicle. NCBI's taxonomy places the organism in Eukaryota, Viridiplantae, Streptophyta, Magnoliopsida, Arecales, Arecaceae. Gene Ontology annotation, biological process: clathrin coat disassembly; clathrin-dependent endocytosis.